AUGUCCAUUUGUCUGGUUCCUGAGUGCCUGCUGCCCAGCCAGGAACCAGGACCAGCGGAGAGGCUCACUGCGUCGGCGGGAGCGCAAAAUGAGGAACCAUCAGGAAUUGAUCGUAUGGGCGUCGGUGCAUCCUUACUGUCUGAUACUAUACUUCAGUACUGCAGUAUGCACUCUAUCGAGCAGAGUAGUACUCUUUGUAUUUCAUCCGAGAGUACUACAACUGUCAAAGUGGUGUACUCCAUGCGCCUUGUCGGUGACUCGGUACCAACUCCGGUACGGAGUCGGCCGUGGUUGAUAGAAAUUCCCAGCCCAAACCGCAUGAACGGAUCCAUCGAUUAA
Penicillium oxalicum is the source of this 339-nucleotide messenger RNA. RefSeq lists its product as uncharacterized. Bases 1 to 339 code for a protein of 112 amino acids. The record is from RefSeq and is a predicted model, not a curated record. The transcript has a single exon. Lineage: Eukaryota; Fungi; Ascomycota; Eurotiomycetes; Eurotiales; Aspergillaceae.